This is a messenger RNA of Cutaneotrichosporon cavernicola, 2094 nucleotides long. RefSeq lists its product as uncharacterized. NCBI's taxonomy places the organism in Eukaryota, Fungi, Basidiomycota, Tremellomycetes, Trichosporonales, Trichosporonaceae. Gene Ontology annotation, biological process: intracellular protein transport; endoplasmic reticulum to Golgi vesicle-mediated transport. The transcript is spliced from 6 exons. The coding region runs from base 1 to 2094 and encodes 697 amino acids. Gene Ontology annotation, molecular function: syntaxin binding. Gene Ontology annotation, cellular component: cytosol; Golgi membrane. The record is from RefSeq and is a predicted model, not a curated record.
AUGUCCAGGCCAGCCCUGCUCCAGUCGCAGACCCAGGCCCUUCUCACCCUCCUCAACCUCAACCAGCAGCCGCCCGCCGUUUCUGGCUCCUCAGCCGGCGUCUUCCCCGCCGCUCGCCCCGGCACUCCCUCGUCGGGUUUCGACGAGUCCUCCCAGCCUCUAAUUUGGAAAGUCCUUAUCCUCGAUGACUUGAGCAAGGACAUUCUCGCGACCAGCUUGCGAGUGCAAGACCUGCGUGAGCAGGGUGUGACGUUGCACAUGCAGCUGCAUGCCCAGCGACCACCUCUGUCCGACGUGCCUGCAGUCUACUUUGUUUCACCGACGCUUGCCAACAUCCGGCGCAUUGCUGAGGACCUCAACCCUCCCCUCUACUCGUCGUAUCACCUCUCGUUCACCUCAGCGCUACCGCGCUCGCUGCUCGAGGAGCUCGCGUCGCUCAUCCUUGCGAAUGAUCCUACGGGUGCGAAUGGGCAGCUCAUCGCCUCGGUCCACGACCAGUUCCUCGACUUCCUUGUCCCGUCCACCAACCUCUUCUCGCUGCUUCCCAGUCGCGUGCCUGCUGACGCGAAUGGGCACGCGAAGAAGAACGGCGCACCGGAGAAGGAGGUGGACGGAAAGCCCAGCUAUGUGGUCCUCAACGACCCCAAGGCUGGCGAGGUGGAGAUCGAGGAGGAGGUCGAGCGCAUCGCCAAGGGCCUCUUCAGCGUCAUCGUUACCAUGGGUAUCGUUCCCAUCAUCCGGUCGCCGCGUGGUAACGCCGCGGAGAUGGUGGCACGCAAGCUCGAUGCCAAGCUCCGGGACCAUAUCUCGUCAACGUCAUCGCAACGUGGAGGGUCGUCGUUCGGCGCCGACAGCCUCCAGCGACCUCUCCUCGUCAUCAUGGACCGCAACGUCGAUCUGGUCCCGAUGCUGUCGCACUCGUGGACAUAUCAGGCCCUCGUUCACGACGUGCUGGACAUGAAGCUCAACCGGGUUACCGUCGAGUCGCCAGAAAACGGUCGUUUACAGAAGAAGUCAUAUGACAUCGACUCUAAAGACUUCUUCUGGGCAAAAAACGGUGGGAACCCGUUCCCUCAGGUCGCGGAGGACAUCGACACGGAGCUGAACCGCUACAAGUCUGACGCUGCUGAGCUCACUCGGUCGACCGGUGUUAGCGACGUCAACGACGUCUCUCAGAUCGACUUCUCGUCCAAUGCCGCUAAUCUCAAGACGGCUAUCACUGCUCUGCCCGAGCUUACCGCGCGCAAGCAUACCCUUGACACUCACAUGAACAUCGCCACGGCGCUCUUGCAGGCGAUCAAGGAACGCAGCCUGGACAACCUCUUCCAGGUGGAGGAGCUGGCAUCGAAGAUGACCAAGGCUCAGGUCCUUGCGGCGAUGCGUGGCCAGACGGACGAGCCUGGACAGAUUGCGCACCCGACACCCGAGGACCAGCUUCGUCUUGCGAUUAUCUUCUAUCUCUCUGUCCCGGACAUGCCAAAGGCCGACCUGGACGAGAUCACUGGGCAGUUGCAGUCGGCUGGUGCCGACGUCUCGGCCCUUGAGUACGUCAAGAAGGUCCGCGAGAUCACGCGGAUGACCAUGAUGGCGUCCCAGCCAGCAGUGGCAGCUCAGCCGGUCGCUGCGGGUGGCGAGUGGACGAAGGGGUUCGGUGUUUUGGGCAAUCGUAUCACCGACCGUCUUCGUGAGGGAGGCAUCACUGGCGUGAGCCUCGACAACAUCCUUAGCGGUGUGAAGAACUUCCUUCCCGCAAAGAAGGAGCUCACUAUCACCCGUCUCGUCGAGGCUCUGAUGGAGCCAUCAACGGCGGCGACCCAGGCGUUGCAGGACACAGACGACUACCUCCUGUUUGACCCCAAGGCGACGCGUUCAAGGAACCUGCAGUCGGGCCGCACGAGGACACAAUACCAGGAGAGUGUGGUAUUUGUCGUCGGCGGUGGAGGAUACGUCGAGUACUCUAACCUGCAAGAAUGGGCGUCACGGAGUCAACGGGAAGGUGGUGGGGGAGGCAAGCGGAUCACGUACGGAAGUACAGAGGUCUUAAACCCUACAGGUUUCGUCAAGGCCCUCGCUGAUCUUGGAACGGUUCAAUAG